Messenger RNA from Chaetomium strumarium, 1686 nucleotides. Its product is annotated as pyridoxal phosphate-dependent transferase. Gene Ontology annotation, cellular component: cytoplasm. Gene Ontology annotation, molecular function: pyridoxal phosphate binding; carboxy-lyase activity. Lineage: Eukaryota; Fungi; Ascomycota; Sordariomycetes; Sordariales; Chaetomiaceae. Bases 1 to 1548 code for a protein of 515 amino acids. Gene Ontology annotation, biological process: amino acid metabolic process. The record is from RefSeq and is a predicted model, not a curated record. The transcript has 3 exons.
AUGGACUCGCAAGGAUUCAGAGAGGCAGCCACUGCCACCAUCGAUGAGAUCAUCCACUACUUUGACAACCUCGGCUCGCGCGAUGUGGUCUCGAGAGUCGAGCCGGGCUACCUGCGCAAGCUGCUUCCCAGCGAGGCGCCGCAGGAAGGCGAGCCGUGGGCCGACAUCCACAAGGACAUCGAAGCCAAGAUCAUGCCAGGCAUCACCCAUUGGUCCCACCCCGGCUUCCACGCCUUCUUCCCCUGCGCCACCUCGUACCCGUCCAUCCUAGGCGAGCUGUACAGCUCGGCCCUGUCGGGCGCCUGCUUCAACUGGAUCUGCUCGCCGGCGGUAACCGAGCUGGAGACCGUCGUGCUGGACUGGCUAGCCAAGAUGCUAGGCUUGCCGCCGUGCUUCCUCUCGACCGGCCCGACCCGCGGCGGCGGCGUGAUCCAGGGCUCCGCCAGCGAAGCCAUCCUCACCGCGAUGGUCGCCGCACGGGACAAGUACCUCCGCGAGACCCUACCCCGCUCUACUUCCGGCAACCGGUCAGAAGAAGAAGACGACGAAAAUGCCCGCGAGGAAGCCAUCGCCCUCAAGCGGUCGCGGAUGGUGGCGCUCGCGACAACACUGACCCACUCGUCGGCAAAGAAGGCGGCGCUGAUCCUGGGCGUGCGGUUCCGCGCGAUCCGCGUGCGCGCCGAGGACGGGUACGCGCUGACCCGGGACGCGCUGGCGGCGGAGCUCGCCCGGUGCCGGGCGCAGGGGUUGGAGCCCUUCUUCCUGGCGGCGACGCUGGGCACGACCGACGUGUGCUCGGUCGACGACUUCGCAGGCAUCAGCGCGGCGCUGGAGACGUGCGGUGCGGUCCCCAAGCCGGGACAGCCGGGCGAGGUGUGGGUGCAUGUCGAUGCGGCGUAUGCCGGCGCGGCGCUGGUGUGUCCGGAGGUGCAGCGCCAGACGAACAUCGAGUUGAUCAGUCGCUUCCACAGCUUUGAUAUGAACAUGCACAAGUGGCUGCUGGUCAACUUCGACGCCUCGUGUUUCUUCGUGAGGAAUCGGGAGUGGCUGGUGCAGGCGCUCAGUGUGAACCAGGCUGUGUAUGGGAACAAGGCGUCGGACGGGGGCCUGGUGACGGAUUACCGUGAGUGGCAGAUCCCGUUAGGCCGGCGGUUCCGGAGCUUGAAGAUCUGGUUCGUAUUGAGAUCGUACGGCGUCAAGGGCCUGCAGGCGUACAUCAGGAGGACGAUCAAGCUGGGCGAGGAGUUUGCGGACUCUUUGCGGAGCAAGCCGGAUCUGUUUGAGAUUGUCACCGGGCCCAGCUUCGCGCUUACUGUGUUCCGCUUGGCGGCAAAGUCGGAGGGGGCGUCGCUGCAAGAGAGGAAUGCGCUGACCAGGGAACUGUACGACAAGGCGAACGCCACGGGCAAGAUCUGGCUGACGAGCACCGAGCUUGAUGGGAGGUUCGCGAUCCGGCUGAUGACGGGUGUGAGGACGACCCAGAAGGAACAUGUCGAGACGGCGUUCAAAACCCUGGUCGAAGUCGCCCAGGAGGUGAUGAGGGGUUGAUACUCUGCCGUGGCACGGCGUGUAGAGAGCAUAGAGCAUAGGCUUGUAUAUAUAUACCCAAAUCACAUAUCAUUCAUGGCCCACCAACACGAGAAGCUCAGGACGAUGGGUGCAACCAACAGGAUAAGGAGGUAUAAU